AUGAUGCGCCCACCAAUCAUUUUGCUCAAGGAUGGAACUGAGAACAAACAAGGAAAGCAGCAAAUUAUUUCCAACAUCAAUGCCUGCCAGAUUGUUGCUGACAGCAUUAGAACUACUCUUGGUCCAAGAGGAUUAGAUAAGCUUGUUGUUGACAGCAAAGGAAACACAACUAUCUCUAAUGACGGAGCCACUAUCCUCAAGUUGUUGGAUAUCGUUUAUCCCGCUGCUAGUGUCAUGGUUGACAUUGCCAAAUCUCAAGAUGCCGAAGUUGGUGACGGAACUACUUCAGUUGUCGUUCUUGCCGCUGAAAUGCUCAAAAGAGUAAAGCCAUUUGUAGAAGAUGGAGUUCACCCACAAUUGCUCAUCAGAGCUAUCUCAAAAGCUAGCGAAGAGGUUUUGGCUCACCUUGAUGAACUUGCCGUUAAGAUCAACGGAGAGAAGGAAAUGAGAGAAAUGCUCAUUAAGUGUGCUGCCACUACUUUGAGCUCCAAACUUGUCAGCCAUGAACGCGAUUUCUUCGCCGAGAUGGUUGUUGAUGCCGUCAACACUUUGGAUGACAACUUACCAUUAAAUAUGAUUGGAAUCAAGAAAGUCAGCGGAGGAAACCUUUCGGAAUCUCGCUUGGUGAACGGAGUUGCUUUCCUUAAAGCCUUCAGUUACGCUGGAUUCGAAAUGCAACCCAAACACUAUGACAACCCAAAGGUUGCUCUUCUUAACAUCGAACUGGAAUUGAAGGCUGAAAAAGAUAAUGCCGAGAUGAGAUUGGCGUCUGUUGACGACUUCCAAUCUGUUGUUGAUGCUGAGUGGAAUAUCUUGUACGCCAAACUCCAAAAGAUCCAUGACAGUGGAGCCAAGAUUGUAUUGUCUAAACUACCUAUUGGAGAUGUUGCUACUCAGUGGUUCGCUGAUCGCGAUAUGUUCUGUGCUGGUAGAAUCCCUCAAGAUGAUCUCGAGAGAGUAAUGGCUGCUUGUGGAGGAUCUAUCCUCACCACCGUCUCUCAAAUUGACGGUUCAGUUCUCGGAGAUUGCAAGAAUUUCUACGAGAAACAAGUCGGAAGUGAAAGAUACAACUUCUUCGAAGGAUGCGCAAAAGCUAAAUCUUGCACUCUUUUGCUCAGAGGAGGAGCCGAGCAAUUCAUUGCUGAAACUGAAAGAUCUCUUCAUGAUGCUAUUAUGAUCGUCCGUAGAGCCAAGAAGAACGAUUCUGUCGUUGCCGGUGGUGGAGCUAUUGAAAUGGAAUUAUCUAAGCAUCUUCGUGCCAAGGCUAAGACCAUUGCUGGAAAAGAACAAUUCUUCUGGAACGCAUUCGCUCGCAGUUUCGAGAUUAUCCCUCAACAACUUUGUUACAAUGCUGGUUUGGAUGCUACUGAUAUUCUGAACAAACUCCGUCACAAGCACGCACAAGGUGAACAAUGGGCUGGAAUCAACAUCCACAAAGAAGAAGUCAUGAACAAUCUUGACGCCGGUGUCUGGGAGCCAAGUCUUGUCAAAAAGAACGCCAUCACUGCUGCUACUGAAGCUGUCUGCCUCGUUUUAUCAAUUGAUCAAACUGUGAAGAAUGCCCGAGCUCCUUCUGGAGGUCAAAUGCCCGGAUUCCCUGGACAAUAA
Auanema sp. JU1783 is the source of this 1608-nucleotide messenger RNA. The record is from the annotation of a GenBank genome assembly. NCBI's taxonomy places the organism in Eukaryota, Metazoa, Nematoda, Chromadorea, Rhabditida, Rhabditidae.